AUGGCGCGCAGACACACACCUCCAGAAAUAGAUCUAAGUCAUUUCGAGCGACCUUCCACAUACUGUGUGCUAGAUGCUAUCAGCCAGCAGCUUGUGCGAGAGCUUUCCGGUUCUUACACCGAUGUCUCCUCAAUAACGUCAAAGGAAUUGUCUGUUUUCUUGGGUUCGUUGAUGAAGUUUCAAAACCAACAUCUUGGCAUUGGAGUUUCUCAGAAACUGUCUCGCUACCCAGUCAAAAUACCAAUAAAAUUGCUAAAGAUCGAACCCGCUCCGACACCGGCAUCACCAGUAUAUCACGUACUGGCAGCUGCUUACAAGUACAAAGCCUUGCACGAAAUACGACGGUGGGAUUGGCAACGAAUCGAUAAAAUAGCAGAACUAAUUACUUAUAUCAGACAAGAACUUGUCAGACGAGGUGUAUUGAAAUACCCGAUAAUUAUGCUUUCGGACGAUAUACAUCCUGAUAAAGGAUUAGAGCUGAUCGGAAUAAUUAGCAGGAUGGGAG
Molecule: messenger RNA, 505 nt
Organism: Paraglomus occultum
Lineage: Eukaryota; Fungi; Glomeromycota; Glomeromycetes; Paraglomerales; Paraglomeraceae
Source: the annotation of a GenBank genome assembly